CUGUGUGUUUGUUAUAAGCUGCGCGUUUCAUCAGACAAAUCAGACCGCAGCCAUGAAACGACAGUCACAACGCGCAUUGUGGGUCUUCAUCGGGAUAUUCGCAGUGUUGUGUCUGGCAGACAAAGAGAAGUGUCCGGAGAUAAAGAUCCUUGAAUUUGGCGAUUCUGAAAGUCUUUCCAUCCUGCGAGGAUGUCCUGGAGCCGACGGCCCAAGAGGACAACCGGGAAUGCAUGGCCCGCCAGGAAACAAAGGCGAUCCAGGGUCUCCAGGAUUCCCCGGAAAAUGCGGACAGAAAGGUGAACAAGGAAGAGCUGGGCAGCAGGGGAGACCAGGAGCGCGGGGAUUGCCAGGUUUUCCAGGAAUACCGGGGAUUCCGGGAGCUCCAGGUCUGAAGGGCGACAGGGGAGUCUCGUGUCCCAAGGAAUUAAGUGGUGCCAAGAGCUGUAAGCAGCUGAAGGACAGUGGUUUUUACCUGACUGGAUGGUACACUAUAUACCCUGGAGGCAAGCGACCCUUGGUAGUCCUAUGUGACAUGGAUACUGACGGAGGAGGCUGGAUUGUGUUCCAGAGGCGCAUGGACGGCUCAGAGAAUUUUGACCGUGACUGGUCUACAUACCAGAAUGGGUUUGGCAGCCAGCUGGGUGAAUUUUGGCUUGGAAAUGAGAAUGUCUAUCGCCUCACAUCCUCGGGGUCAUACCAACUCCGAUUCGAUUUGGAAGACUUUGAAGGCAAUCGAACAUAUGCCAUGUACAGUAAUUUCCGAGUUGAGGCAGAGUCUGAUCAAUACGUCUUACGCUACGGCUCAUACGUCGGGGGAACUGCAGGUGACUCACUAGCAACACAAAGGGACCAGGCAUUUUCCACCAAAGACCGGAAUAAUGAUAAGUCCGCUAAAGACGAGCAGAGUUGUGCGCAGUAUUUCAGAGGCGGCUGGUGGUUUGAAUCCUGUCAUUUAUCCAACCUGAAUGGAGAGUACUUGAAGGGAGGACACCAAACCAAGGGCAAAGGGGCCAUCUGGUUUCAUUUCAGGGGCAACUUUUAUUCUCUCAAGUCAUCAGAAAUUAAGUUUCGUCCGCAAGAUUAAAUCAUCUGAUGAAAACCCCAUUCAGAUAUCUGGUGUAAUAUGCUGCUUAGAUAAGUGACCUAUUUACUAAAUGUAAAGCGACCAGACAGGACUGUUAUAUAUAUCAAUCAUCCGACAUCUGUGAAUGGAGCUAUAGGAUCUUGACUAGGGCUGUAUACAGUCUGGCGUAUACAAAAGGGGAACAACCCUGACAAUGCUUAAAAUGACAAUAAGAAUAUAAUAAAAUAACAUGUGAAGCGAU
Messenger RNA from Pseudophryne corroboree (corroboree frog), 1325 nucleotides. RefSeq names its product ficolin-1-B-like. Gene Ontology annotation, molecular function: signaling receptor binding; antigen binding; carbohydrate derivative binding. The coding region runs from base 53 to 1084 and encodes 343 amino acids. Gene Ontology annotation, biological process: complement activation, lectin pathway. The record is from RefSeq and is a predicted model, not a curated record. NCBI's taxonomy places the organism in Eukaryota, Metazoa, Chordata, Amphibia, Anura, Myobatrachidae. The transcript is spliced from 10 exons.